CUAGAACUUAUGGAAGCUUGUUAACAAAAAGCUUGUUAAAAAAGAUCAUUGUGACGUGCGUUUUUUUGCGCGUGUGUGCGUGCGUAUGCUGAAGGGAAAGUAAAACCUAUCGCCUAAGUCGUUUCAGGAGAAAAACUCAUCUGUAGGGAAAGAUGAAGGGAAAGAGAUCAGAAUCACCAGAACCCAGCUGUGUGUCCAUGAAGAGUGACCAGUCAAUGGAUCCCAUAACUAACUUCAGAGACAAAGACACUUCUGAUCUGAGAAUGAUGGAGGAAAAGAGACCAAACUUGCCAGAACCCAGCUGUUUGUCCAUGAAGAGUGACCAGUCAAUGGAUCCCAUAACUAACUUCAGAGACAAAGACACUUCUUCUGAUCUGAGACAACAAAAGAAGAAAUCAAACAUCAGCAGAAAUCAGUUGGACUCCAUAUUCAAGGAGCUGGAACACAAAGUCAUCACUCUGAUAAAGAAUGAGCUGAAGAGGUUUAGGAAGCUCUUGAGUCCCGAUUACCCAGCAGGCACUGAGAAGGGGGUGGAGGAUGAGGAGGAUCUGCACAGUGUCAGAGAGGGAGCACUGAAGAUCACACUGCAUGUCCUAAAGAACAUGAACCACACAGAUCUUGCUAAUACACUGCAGAACAAGUCUAUAGGUCCUGUAUAUCAGCCAAAGUUGAAAUCCAAGCUGAGAGAGAAGUUUAAAAGAAUUAAUGAAGGAAUCUCACAACAUGGAAGCUCAGAACUUCUGAAUGAGAUCUACACUGAGCUAUACAUCACAGAGGGUUGGAGUGGAGACGUCAAUAAUGAACAUGAGGUGAGACAGAUUGAGAAAGCAUACAGAAGACCAGCGACACAGGAUAAAUCCAUCAACUGUAAUGAUCUCUUUAAAGACAAGUCCAUCAGAACUGUGCUGACUAAAGGAAUAGCAGGAAUUGGAAAAACAGUCUCCGUGCAGAAGUUCAUUCUGGACUGGGCUGAAGGAGAAGCAAAUCAGGAUGUCACCUUCAUGUUCCCACUUCCCUUUAGAGAGCUGAAUCUGAUGAAGCAGCAAAAUCUCAGUCUGAUGAAUCUUCUUUAUCACUUUUUCCCAGAAAUAAAAAAACUAGUAAAAAUAAACUGUGAUUAUUACAAAGUCCUGUUCAUCUUUGAUGGUCUGGAUGAGUGUCGACUUCCUCUAAAUUUCCAGAAGAAUCAGAGAUUGUGUGAUGUGACAGAGUCAGCCUCAGUAGAUGUUCUGCUGACAAACCUUAUCAAGGGGAAUCUGCUUCCCUCUGCUCUCCUCUGGAUAACCUCUCGACCAGGAGCAGCCAAUCAAAUCCCUCCUGAGUGUGUUGACCAGGUAACAGAGGUACGAGGCUUCAGCAAUCCUCAGAAAGAGGAGUACUUCAGGAAGAGGUUCAGUGAUCAGAGCCUGGCCAAUAAAAUCAUCACACACCUGAAGUCUUCAAGAAGCCUCUACAUCAUGUGCCACAUCCCAGUCUUCUGCUGGAUCUCAGCCACUGUUCUAGAGAGAAUGUUGGGUGAAGCAGAAAGUGGAGAGAUCCCCAAGACUCUGACUCAAAUGUUCACACACUUCCUGAUCUUUCAAAUCAAACACAAGGACCAAAAGUACCAUCAGAAAUGUGACCCUGGUUCUCAGCAGACCAGAGAGAGUAUCCUGGCACUGGGAAAACUGGCUUUCCAGCAGCUGGAGAAAGGAAACCUGAUCUUCUAUGAAGAUGACCUGAGAGAGUGUGGCAUUGAUGUCAAAGAAGUGUCAGUGUAUUCAGGAGUGUGUACCCAGAUCUUCAAAGAGGAGUUUGGGCUUAACCUGGGGAAGGUGUUCAGCUUUGUCCAUCUGAGUGUUCAGGAGUUUCUUGCUGCUUUAUACACAUUUCUCUCCUUUAUCAGCAAAAAUGUAACAGAACAGCAGUCUACUCAUCUCAAUCCAAACAUGUCUAGUCUCCUCAGAAGUGCAGUGGACAAGGCCUUAAACCCUGAGAUUGGACACCUGGAUCUGUUUCUCCGCUUCCUUCUGGGUCUCUCAUUGGAGUCCAAUCAGACUCUCUUACGAGAUUUAAUGCCACAGACAGUAAGUAGCUCUCACAGCAAACAGGAAACAGUGGAUUACAUCAAGGAGAAGAUCAGAGAGAAUCCUUCUACAGAGAAAUCCAUCAAUCUGUUUCACUGUCUGAAUGAACUGCAUGAUCAUUCUCUAGUGCAGGAAGUACAAACGUACCUGAACAAAGGAGGUUACAGACGUCUCAGUGGAACCAGUCUCUCUCCUGCUCAGUGGUCAGCUCUGGUGUUUGUGUUACUGAGCUCAGAACAGGAGCUGGAUGAUUUUGAUUUGAGUAAAUAUGAUCCAUCAGAUGAAUGUCUUCUGAGGCUGCUGCCAGUUGUCAAAGCCUCCAGAAAAGCUGAGUUGUGGAAGUGUAACCUGACAGAGGAAAGCUGUAGAGUUCUGUCCUCAGUUCUCACCUUAAACUCCUCCAGACUGAAAGAACUGAACCUGAGUUACAAUAAACUACAGGAUUCAGGAGUGAAGCUGCUCUCUGAUGGACUGAAGAAUCCACACUGUACACUGGAAAUACUGAGGCUGUUUCAAUGUAACCUGACAGAGGAAAGCUGUGGAGUUCUGUCCUCAGUUCUCACUUCAAACUCCUCCAGACUGAGAGAACUGGAACUGAGAGGAAAUAAACUGCAGGAUUCAGGAGUGAAGCUGCUCUCUGAUGGACUGAAGAAUCCACAUUGUACACUGGAGAUACUGAAUCUGUGUUGGUGUAAUCUGACAAAGAGAAGCUGUAGAGUUUUGUCCUCAAUUCUCACCUCAAACUCCUCCAGACUGAGAGAACUGAACCUGAGUAACAACAAACUGCAGGAUUCAGGAGUGAUGCUGCUCUGUAAUGGACUGAAGAAUUCACACUGUUCACUGGAGAUACUGAGUCUGCGUGACUGUAGUCUGACAGAGGAAAGCUGUAGAGUUCUGUCCUCAGUUCUCACCUCAAACUCCACAAGAGUGAAACAACUGGACCUGAGUGGAAAUAACCUGAAGGAUUCAGGAGUGAAGCUGAUCUCUGUUGGACUGAAGAAUGCACACUGUCCACUGGAGAUACUGAGGCUUUGUGAUUGUGAUCUGACAGAGAAAACAUGUAGAGUUCUGUCCUCAGUUCUCAGCUCAAACUCCUCCAGACUGAGAGAACUGAACCUGAAUGGAAAUGAACUGCAGGAUUCAGGAGUGAAGCUGAUCUGUGAUGGACUGAAGAAUCCACAAUGUACACUGGAGAUACUGAGGAUGUGGGACUGCAAUAUUACAGAUGAAGGUUUUGCUGCUUUGGCUUCAGCUCUGAGGACAAACUCCUCAUCACACCUGAGAGAACUGAUUCUGUACGGUAAUAAUCCAGGAGAAUCAGGAGUGAAGGGGCUCAGUGAUCUACUGAAGGAUCCACAGUGUACACUGGAGAAACUAUACAUUAAAGUUAAUUUAUUCACAUGAAGAAGAUAACAGAAGACAAGACUAUCCUGAUCACAUCCUUCCUCCACUCACUCCACCUUUUUUCAGACUGUCAUUAGACUGUAUAUUGUGUGGAAGGAAUGUCAUUAUGAUCAGUGAACACAGGAGUAAUGAUCUCUGUAAAUAAUACAGUCGGCUGUGCUACAUGCAUCUCCUCAUAUCUCCUUAACAUGUGUCAGAUCAUGUAAAAAACACUAUAAAUAUAAAUAUACACAGUCUUUAUAGAUCUGUUCAUCAUGUCAGUGAUGUGUCAAGCCCUGCUCUGGAUCUGUAUAAUGAAUUAUGUCUCUGUAAAUUAUGACUCAGUUUUUACACUGUUACUAAACUUGCCAUUUAAUGUAUUUUUAUAUGUAUUUUUUUUCCUUCUGAGAUUUCCAACUAAAAUAAAUAUAAAUAAAGAAAAAAUGAGAGUUGGAAUGGAACAGGGAACAUACCAAGUUUUGAACCCUAAUCUCCAGGGAUUGGAUGUAAGAUCUCACCUUACUGAUCAUCCCACAGAGACACUGACAGACUCAAGUGCCGAGGAAGAUGCACUUGAUCAUUUUGAUGCAUAUUGCACAUUUUCUGUUAAUCUAAUAAACCUCAUUUCACUACUGAAA
Molecule: messenger RNA, 4087 nt
Organism: Tachysurus fulvidraco (yellow catfish)
Lineage: Eukaryota; Metazoa; Chordata; Actinopteri; Siluriformes; Bagridae
Product: NACHT, LRR and PYD domains-containing protein 12-like
Exons: 13
Coding region: 153-3470 (1105 amino acids)
Molecular function (GO): protein binding
Source: RefSeq, a predicted model, not a curated record